Melanaphis sacchari is the source of this 2143-nucleotide messenger RNA. Its product is annotated as copine-8-like. Gene Ontology annotation, cellular component: plasma membrane. Gene Ontology annotation, molecular function: calcium-dependent phospholipid binding. Gene Ontology annotation, biological process: cellular response to calcium ion. The transcript has 10 exons. The record is from RefSeq and is a predicted model, not a curated record. NCBI's taxonomy places the organism in Eukaryota, Metazoa, Arthropoda, Insecta, Hemiptera, Aphididae. Bases 342 to 1955 code for a protein of 537 amino acids.
CUGUUGAUAACGUUUUAUUCGUGAUAAUACAGGGAGCACUUGUUAGUUGUAAUACUUAUAAGGCGUAUUUCUCGUACUAAUUAUACUCUCACAUUUUAUCUAUGCUAUAACGCCUGUAACUCAUUGAAUCACGCGCUAUAAUUAAUUUCAAUAUACUCAUACUCAAAUCUGUUUCAAAUUCAGUCAAUUACCCCUUACUUUAGAACCUACAUCACACCUGAGUCAUGGCCGAGUUAACCGUGGUAUAAUUUUUACAUUUUUCUAUGUGCCAUUCAUUAUAAACAAUCAUCGUCUGUUGUUCACUCCAAAAGCAAAGAUCUCAUCUCCAAAAUAUCGAAACUAUGGCCGUGUUUAAGCCUGGUUCGUCCACCGAACCAACGUCUGAAAUCGAACUGACAUUGUCCUGCAGAAAUUUAUUGGACUGUGAUGUGUUUUCAAAAUCUGAUCCAAUGUGUGUUGUGUAUAUGAAAACACCAGAAACUACCAAAUGGAUGGAAAUUUGUCGUACUGAAUGUAUUAAUAAUUCUCUAAAUCCUAAUUUUGUUACUAAAGUUCAUGUGUUAUAUCGUUUUGAAGUUCAGCAGUUGAUAAAAUUUGAAGUAUAUGAUAUAGAUUCAAACCUGCAUGAUCUGAAAUCUCAAGAUUUUUUAGGAUCAUGUGAAACUACUUUAGGACAUAUUGUGUCUUCAGUAACACUUACUCUACCUCUUAAAGGAGCAAAAUCAAAUAAUAAAGGUCAAGUGAUUGUAAAGGCAGAAGAACUCCCAGCAUGUCAUGAUGAAGUUUCCUUACAUUUCAAUGGAAAAGAUUUAGUGCGAAGUGAUUGGAUAUCAAAAUUUUUUUCUUGGUUUGCAAAAGCUUACUCAUUUUUAGAAUUAUAUAAAGUUGGUGAAGAUGGACAGUAUCAAUUAGUGUAUAGAACUGAAGUUGAUAAUUGGACAAACAAUCCUACUUGGAAACCAAUCAUUUUACCUGUUCGUUCUUUGUGUGGUACUGAUUUUGAUAGAGAUAUUAAAGUAUCAUGUUAUCAUUUCAGAAACAAUGGAAAUCAUUCGUUAAUAGGAGAAUUCCAUGUUACAAUGAAUCAAUUAAAAAAAGGCCCGGGACCAGAAAAUGAUCAUAAAUGUGUCAAACCCAAGUCAUCAAAAAUUUAUGGAAGCAUACGUCUGAAUCAUUUUGAAUUAAAAAAAACAUUCACAUUCCUUGAUUACAUAAUGAAUGGUACACAGAUAAAUUGUACAUUUGCUAUAGACUUUACAGCAUCUAAUGGAGAUCCAAAAGAUUAUAAUUCAUUACAUUACCUUAGUAAUAGACCUAAUCAAUAUGAACAAGCAUUAUUAGCUGUGGGAGAUAUUAUUCAAGACUAUGAUAGUGAUAAAGUGUUUCCAGCUUUGGGUUUUGGUGCCCGCAUUCCUCCACAUGGUGAAGUGUCUCAUGAGUUUUUCUUGAAUUUACAAGCUAGUGAUCCAUACUGUGCUGGAAUUGAAGGUGUUAUCAAUGCAUACCAUCAUUGCAUUAGAAGCGUUCAGUUAUUUGGUCCUACAAACUUUAGUCCUGUAAUCAAUCAUGUUGCAAAAUUUGCCCAAGCAUAUCAAGAUGGAACACAGUAUUUUAUUCUGCUAAUCAUUACUGAUGGUGUUAUAACUGAUAUGUUCCACACUAAACAGGCCAUAAUCAAAGCAUCCACACUGCCGCUGUCCAUUAUCAUUGUAGGAGUGGGAAAUGCUGAUUUUCAAUCGAUGGAAGAAUUGGAUGGUGACACAGUUAAACUAGAAGUCAAUGGAGUCUAUGCGGCCAGAGAUAUUGUGCAAUUUGUGCCGUUUAAAAAUUUUCAGCAAAUUGAAAAUCCAAUGAAUGCCAAAUCAUACCUUGCCCAGGAAGUUUUAGCUGAAAUACCAGCACAACUUGUUGGAUACAUGAAAAGUCGUAAUAUUAUUCCUGAAAAUUUAAAUUAAUAAUUCUUAAAACAUACUAAAAAAAUGUACAAAUGUACAAUCUAAUCAUAUUUUUCAAUUUUUGCAAUGAAUAAUUGAUAAUUUAUUGUGCAAUAAUACUAAUUUUUAUGUGCUUUUGUUGAACUCUUGAGACUGCCUAUACAUUUAUUGUAAUUAUCAUCAUUAUUGUAUUCUUCACACGAAAAUCA